AUGUCUCUUUUAUUGGCCACUCCCACCUUCCUCAUCGAUCACAAGAAGAACCACAACCAUUCAUCAUCAUCGUCCUCCAAAUGGAAAGAAGAAAAGAAAAAAAAUGCAGAGAAUGAUGAGGAAGAGGAGGAGGUUUAUGAUACCUUCUCUUUGGCACAACUGAAUCAGGAAUAUUCAUUACAACAAGCCUAUGCUUGUUCUCGGAAAAAACAAUUAGGUUUCAGUAGUAGUCAUGGAAACAGUGCACUGAACAGAAAAAUCGGACAAAGCACAGAUGAUCAUUUGGCUCUCAUUGAUUUGCUGGAUUCGGCAGGACAAGAAGAGUAUAGUUCCCACAGAGAUUUCUAUUAUCGAAGUGCUGAUGGUUUUUUGUUGGUAUUUUCGCUAUGUGGAGCGGACACUCUGGAGGAUUGCUCGCAAAUCUACGAACAAAUAUUGAGAGUGAAAGACACCGAUCGAUAUCCGUGUGUAUUGAUUGGAAACAAGUGUGAUUUGAACGAAGAAAGAACAAUAACGAGAUCUGAAUGUGAGCUAAUGUCUUCUCGCUUGGGAUUACCUUAUUUCGAAACAAGCGCCAAGCAUAACAUUAACAUUGAAGAUCCAUUUUUCGAAUUGGUAAGAAUGUGUGGAAGGCUGAAUGAAUAUCGAUUUGUCAUUGUGGGCUCAGGAGGUGUUGGAAAGUCCAGCAUUUCAACUCAAUUCAUACAAGGAGUUUUUGUUGAGUGCUAUGAUCCAACCAUUGAAGAUUCUUAUCGAAAACAAAUACUUGUUCCAAAUGUUCCUUUUCACUCCAUCAUGGAAAACGUGGUCGAUCAGAAACAGCCUGAAGAAAAACCAGGAUUUUUCUCUAAAUUAUUUAAGAAGAAAUCAAAGAAGGCCAACAGUAGCGCCAGUUCCUCCACUAACACCAAUUGUUCAUCAUCAUUAGAGACAUCAAACAAGGACGAAGAAGUGAUCAGGUUCAAAAAGUCUGAUGCAAAUUGUGUAGCCUUGAGUUUUAAAGCAUUGUCAUCGGUUAUCACAAAUGCAAAUGUCACACCAAUUUCACAACCAUUGGGAUGUAAAACUUGUGGAGCACUCAUUGAGGAAAAGCUUUCCAUUUGUAAAUAUUGUGAUUGCACGAACGACCGAAAAUCUUCCAUUUCUUCCGUUCCUUCAGUGCUUGAUUUUACUUUACGCUCAGCAAAUAAUCUUACACUACAGAAAGAGAAAGACUCAGGUCUGUUAAUUUUCUGUAUUGAUAUCUCUGGAAGCAUGGGUCAAACAGAACUAUUACCAAACUUCUCUGUCUUGAAUUUGGACAUGCGAAAAGCUCAACAGAAGGAGGAAAAAACCAAACGAUUAUUAAGAGAGCUUGGACUUGACAGUGAAAUCGGUGUUCACAACCAAUACCUCCCAAAUGAAAGCAGAUCAUCGUCGUAUGUGAGUAGAAUUGAAUGUCUUUCAAUGGCAAUAGAUUUACAGCUGGAAGAAAUAUCAAAAGAGAAUCCAAAUAAGCGUGUUCUCAUUGUCACCUUCUCAGACAAAGUCACGAUUGUUGGUGACGGAAAAUUUGGAAAAGCGACAGUGCCUUCAAACAUUUUGAACAAUUUCGAAGCAUUGUUCAAACUCGGACGAUCAUAUAGAACUUCGGGUCUAAGCUCAAUUUAUGAAACCAAAGACGCUCUUUCCGAAAUUGUGUAUUCUAUUAAUGAAGAAGGCCAAACUGCUCUCAUUCCUGCAAUUACAGUUUCUCUAGGCAUUGCCAGUCAGGUCCAAAACUCUAAGGUAAUAGUUUGUACAGACGGUGUAGCGAAUAUUGGUAUUGGAGGGGUAGAAGAUGGCCCUAACAAGAAGAAUAGCAUUAAUCAACAGAAGCAAUAUUACGACAAGAUUUCUAAUUUAGCAACAGAGUAUGGUGUAAAUAUAAGUGUUUUUGGAAUUGAAGGUUCAGAUUGUAACAUGUCCAUGCUUGGAAAGAUUGCCGAUCAAACAAAUGGUACGACCAACAUUGUCAAGCCAAUUGAGCUGAGACGUCAAAUGAGACAAAUCAUCGACAAUCCUGUCAUUGCCACCAACGUGAAAAUUAAUUUAAUUCUAUCUGCUCCUUUAACACUCAGAAACCCUUCCAAAGUUCAAGAGAUAGUCACAAAAGGUACAAGUACCAUCGUUUCACAAUCGAUAGGUAGUGUCACAGCAGAGAACGAUCUGACUUUUGAGAUUCAAGUGAAUAGCAACAAAGUGGGUUCGAGAUAUAAUGAUGCAUGUAUACAAACCCAAAUAUUUUUCACAAGCAAUGACAACGAUUGUCUAAGAGUACUAACACAAGAAGUGAAGCUCACAAACGACAGAAAUGACUCCUUACAAGGAGCAGAUAUUGCAAUCAUUGGAUUGAAUGCUGUUUUGAGAAGUGCUGAACUUGCUGAAGAUGGUAACUUUAGAGAAGCAAGACUCAAAUUGCAAAGUGCAAAUCGAUUAAUGGAGAAUAUUUGUAAAACAAACACACAACAGGAGGAAAUGCACUCUUUCGCAGCGAAUACUCACGAGUUGGAUGAAGAUUUAAGAAAAUGUGAGAAAGCAUCCAAGUUCUCCUCUGAUCAUGUUUCCUCACUUAUUUUCAGAAUGAAAAAGUCAAAUCUAAAUAACUUUUUAGCAGGAACACGAAAGAGAGAUAUUGUCAUGAACAGAAAGAACCACACAAAUACUGUAGAGAAGAAGGGCAACAACAGCAACAACAACAACAGAAAUGUUAAUCAUUCGAGACAUGUGUUGCCUGAAGAGUUGCGUGAAGAUCCAACAGUAUUCACGAAUUAUGAGUGGCUAAACGAGGAGGAGCAAACAAUGAAUCGUCAUCAUGUUGAAGAUUCCUCCACUGCUCAUGUAGAUAAUACCUCUCAUCAUGAUAAGCCUCAAAGGCAAGACCAAGAUCAGUGUGUGGUUUGUAUGGAUGGAGAAAUUAAUGUCGUUUUGGUUCCUUGUGGCCAUAUGAUCUUGUGUGAAACUUGUGCAAAUCAACUCACAAACAAGAAAUGCCCAACCUGUCGCCAGAACAUUUCACAAAUUGUAAAAGUAUUCAAAUAA
Molecule: messenger RNA, 3060 nt
Organism: Naegleria fowleri
Lineage: Eukaryota; Heterolobosea; Eutetramitea; Acrasida; Naegleriidae
Exons: 2
Coding region: 1-3060 (1019 amino acids)
Biological process (GO): signal transduction
Cellular component (GO): plasma membrane
Molecular function (GO): GDP binding; GTP binding; GTPase activity
Source: RefSeq, a predicted model, not a curated record